Molecule: messenger RNA, 273 nt
Organism: Symbiodinium necroappetens
Lineage: Eukaryota; Dinophyceae; Suessiales; Symbiodiniaceae
Source: the annotation of a GenBank genome assembly
AUGGGCAUCCCGCUCUACAACGUCCCGGACAUCCGAAGGUUCUACGGCAUGGACCCAGCGGUCUGCUCCAAGAUCGACUUCUUCGCCGUGGACUACCCGCCGAUCACUUCGCACUGCUGCGCCUCGCGCAUCACCGCCGAGAACCCGGACGAGGGGUUCAAGCCCACCAGUGGCAAGAUCAACAGUGUUCGCUUCCAGUCAGCCGGCGACUGCUGGGGCUCCCCAGCCGCGUUCUUUUUUGCGAAGUCUCCAGUCCCCAGCCUCCGGGUUUAG